Carassius auratus (goldfish) is the source of this 2058-nucleotide messenger RNA. RefSeq names its product syntaxin-binding protein 2-like. NCBI's taxonomy places the organism in Eukaryota, Metazoa, Chordata, Actinopteri, Cypriniformes, Cyprinidae. The record is from RefSeq and is a predicted model, not a curated record. The transcript has 19 exons. Gene Ontology annotation, biological process: vesicle-mediated transport. Bases 64 to 1848 code for a protein of 594 amino acids.
AACCAAACUCACCAAACAUCGACAAUUUCACAACAGCGGACCUGUCGACGAGGAAGUGCCAAGAUGGCUCCGAGUGGACUAAAAGCGAUCGUAAACGAGAAAAUCCUGAGCGGUGUCAUCAAGAGUGUGAAGAAGGAUGGGGAAUGGAAGGUGCUCAUCGUGGAUCACAUCAGUAUGCGGAUUCUGUCCUCUUGCUGUAAAAUGUCUGACAUCAUGGCAGAGGGCAUUACAAUCGUGGAGGACAUAAACAAGCGGAGGGAGCCGAUCCCUAGUCUGGAGGCCAUUUAUCUCAUCUCUCCUGGGCCAAAAUCAAUUCAAUCUCUAAUUGGGGAUUUCAAAGACUCAGUCUUCACAUACAAGGCAGCACACAUCUUCUUUACGGACACUUGUCCUGAUGGGCUUUUUGCCGAGCUUGGGAGGUCGAGGGUUUCCAAGGCCAUCAAAACCCUGAAAGAAGUCAAUGUGGCUUUCAUACCAUAUGAGUCGCAGGUGUUUACUCUGGACAACCCCAGCUCCUUCCACACUUUCUACAGCCCAACUCAGACUAAUCUAGAUGACAGGGCCAGGAUGAUGGAGGCCAUGGCCGAGCAGAUCGCCACACUCUGUGACACACUGAAGGAGUACCCAGCCAUCCGCUACCGCCAGGGCCCAAAGGAGAAUUUCACCCUGGCUGAGAUGGUGAUGGACCGUCUGAAUGCACAUAAAGCAGACAAUCCCAGUAUGGGAGAGGGCACGGAUAAAGCUCGCUCCCAGCUGCUUAUAGUGGACCGUGGACAUGAUCCCAUCUCUCCAAUCCUGCAUGAGCUGACCUUUCAGGCUAUGGCCUACGAUCUGCUAGACAUCGAACAAGACAUUUACAGGUAUCAGACGACAGGGAUCGGAGAGGCUCGAGAGAAGGAAGUGUUGCUGGACGAGGACGAUGAGCUGUGGGUGCAGCUGCGGCACAUGCACAUAGCAGACGUCACCAAGAAGGUGACGGAGCUGCUACGCACCUUCUGUGAGAGUAAGAGGAUGAACACAGACAAGGCCGAGAUUAAAGAUCUGUCUAAGAUCCUGAAGAAGAUGCCACAGUACCAGAAAGAACUGAGCCUGUACUCUACCCAUCUGAACCUCGCUGAUGCCUGCAUGAAGAAGUUCAAGAACUUAGUAGACAAGCUUUGUGAGGUGGAACAGGACUUGGCCAUGGGAACAGAUUCUGAGGGGGAACAGAUCAAAGACGCUAUGAAGAGUAUCGUCCCUGUUCUGCUCAACACCGAGAUCAAACCCUACGACAAAAUCCGCAUCAUACUGCUGUACAUUUUCCAUAAGAAGAAGGGCAUUGGUGAAGAGAACCUCACAAAACUCAUUCAGCACGCAAACGUGCAGCAGGACAAGAACAUAAUCACCAACCUGCAGCACCUGGGCUGCCCCAUCAUUACUGGGGGCGCUAAUGCUGGUAAGACUCUGCCUGACAGGAAGGAGCGCACAGAAUCCACGUAUCAGCUCUCCCGGUGGACACCCGCCCUUAAAGAUGUGAUGGAGAAUAUCAUUGAUGACAAGUGUGACAGGAAGCAGUGGCCGUUUCUGUCUGAUCCUGCCCCAGUCACCACCACAACCACAGACACCACAGUCGGCAGCGCACGGUUCGGACACUGGCACAAAAACAAGGCUCCCACAGAGUACCGCAGCGGCCCGCGCCUCAUCAUCUUUGUGAUUGGUGGCAUGACUCAUUCAGAGAUGCGCUCUGCUUAUGAAGUGUCCCGGGCCACCGAGGGCAAAUGGGAGGUUCUGAUUGGAUCGUCUCACAUUCUGACUCCAACCAACUUUCUGAAUGACCUGAAGAAUUUGGACCAGUCUGCGCCUGUUUAGCAGUACAUCUCUGAAGAGAUUGAUUGAUCCCUCUGAACUCAUGUGAAACCUGAUACUCUGACCAGUAAAAAGACACAUUUUAGAUCUUGCUUACUGAUUAUCUGUGGUCUUUUAAAGUAGUAAUUUUAAUUACACAAGCUAAACUGGUAGCAUAUGUGUGUAUAUAUAUAUAUAUUAAAGCUAUGGAAGACUGAUGUUUAAUUUAAAUUA